Messenger RNA from Elgaria multicarinata webbii, 1398 nucleotides. RefSeq names its product mitochondrial ribosomal protein L10 (gene MRPL10). Gene Ontology annotation, cellular component: mitochondrial large ribosomal subunit. The record is from RefSeq and is a predicted model, not a curated record. The coding region runs from base 27 to 797 and encodes 256 amino acids. Gene Ontology annotation, biological process: translation. The transcript is spliced from 5 exons. NCBI's taxonomy places the organism in Eukaryota, Metazoa, Chordata, Lepidosauria, Squamata, Anguidae. Gene Ontology annotation, molecular function: structural constituent of ribosome.
CUUUCCGCUCUCCACACCUCCCCAAGAUGGCGGCUCUCAGCGGCUGGUGCGAAAGGGCUAGCAAAACUGGCUGGCUGCCCACCCUUCAGUUCAUCCGCCAUGGCUCCAGAGCUGUCACCCGCCACUGGAGAGCUAUGAACUUUAUGCGGCAGAAGUUGAUGGCAGUGACAGAAUACAUCCCACCAAAACCUGCAAUCCCGGAGGAGUGUAUCAAACCCCGUGUCACAGCUGUUCAGGAGGAAAAUGGCUAUACAAGGCUAUUGCUUCGGGAAGUGAAGCAAGCAUUCCUCGAGAGUAAAAUGAUCGCUGUGUGCCAGUACAACUAUGUUCAUGGAAAUGAGAUAAUACUCAUGAGGCAUCGGCUGCGAAAGUACAACAUCCAUGUCAAAUUCUUCCCCAACGAGAUCAUGAGGCCUUUCCUUUUGGAAUCCAAAUACAAGAAUCUCCUCCCUCUUUUUGUGGGACGCAACCUUCUCAUGGUGAGUCCGGAGACGAGGGCACAGGAAAUGUUGCGAGUCCUGAAGAAAAUUCCACAGAUUAACCUCCUAGGAGCAUGCGUUGACGAUGUCAUCCUAAGCAAACAAGGUUUCACAAACUUUGCCAGCCUGCCACCCAUGGUGGCUGCUCAAAGAGAAGUGGUGGGUGCUCUUUCUCUCAUGACAUCCCAUACCAGCACACUUCUGCAGCGUGGACCUAUUCACUUGACUUCCUUGUUGGACCAGUAUGUUAAGCAGCAGAGCUGUGAAACAGUUGAAGCAAAGGCGGAGGGGAGUCCUGACAAGUCGGAAGGCCUAUGAUCAUGAACUCUCUCCAAUGUGAUCUUCGUUGCCUCAGACACAACUUGCCAUCUGUUUCUUACAUGUCCAUGACUUGGGGUGGAUGGAAUGUAGUUGAUAGGACUGGUUUUGUAUAUCAGUUCUAUUAAGGGGACAAAAUGAAGACCAGAUUAUGAAUGAGCGAUGCUGAUUUACAGAUUUAUGUCUGGAGAUCAGGGCAGCACUGGAUUCACAUCCACACUGACUUAGUGUGCAAUCCUGUGCAUGGCUUGCUUGGACUUUUUUCUGUCUGAACAUGUAUAGGAUUGCACCUUUCUAUAAUAAGUCAGCAAGUGUGGAAGUAACACAGGAAAUCAAGUAACCAAAUGGAAGUCUACUACAAAUCGUAAUAAACUUGACAGAUUGGUAAACAGGGAAAUCACGUGUUAAAUGCAGCAUAAUGUUCAUCUCUAUAGGGGCUUCUACACUUUAGGACCUAAAGAAUUAUAGCAUGUGCAUGCAGUGUAGCAUUAUUAAACAUUUUUUAAGGAUUCUGUUGUAUGUAAUACUGUGUUCAACCAAAACACAUGAAGGCUGCAGUUGAUAACCAAUUAUAAGGAAUGCCAACAGGCACACAACUGCA